This is a messenger RNA of Tremella mesenterica DSM 1558, 1023 nucleotides long. RefSeq lists its product as uncharacterized. Gene Ontology annotation, molecular function: methyltransferase activity. Lineage: Eukaryota; Fungi; Basidiomycota; Tremellomycetes; Tremellales; Tremellaceae. The record is from RefSeq and is a predicted model, not a curated record. The transcript has 13 exons. Bases 1 to 1023 code for a protein of 340 amino acids.
AUGAUGGCUGGUCGUGAAAACCCCGCUACCAAAUAUGAGGGACACCAGAAGCAUUUCCGAGGUACGCUUGUUGCUUUGAGACUCGGACGAGGACUGACGCUUUUUCAAGCGGAUAGAGGGAGGAGAUAUCAAGCAAAAAAUGAAGACUAUGUGGUGCGUAAACUUGUUUUCGUGAUGCCUGCAGACCAGGCAGAAAUCCAUAGACUAGAUACGCAACAUCGUGCAUUCAAAGAGCGCCAACUGGGCCGUAACUUCCUCGCACCUAUCGAUGAAGUUUUGAAUGACGGGAGCGAUUAUCGCAAGGGUGUUCUGGACAUUGGUACAGGAACAGGCAUUUGGGCAAGAGAGAUUGCCGCCGAAUAUCCCGACGCCGAUGUCAUCGGUCUCGACCUCUCUCCCAUGCAAUCUCGGAAGGGCGUGCCACCAAAUUGCAAAUUCGUCGUCCACGACGCUUCGAAGGGUUUCCCAUUCCCCACGGGAUUCUUCGAGGUGGUACAUUGUCGUCUGCUCAUGAGUGGUAUCAGAGACUGGAGGGCGUUCAUCGAUGAAGCUGUACGCGUCGUCCGACCAGGCGGUUUACUUGUCAUGGUCGAGUGCGAUGGUUGGCGUCAUCUGAAUUCUGGUACAGAGGAAGAGCAACGCGCUCUGGCGCCUGGUUUCUUCAAGUUACGAGAUUAUAUUAUCAAGGGCCUCCGCUUGCGCGGGCUAGACGCCGAAGCGGGUAGCACCACCGUACCCAAUCUCUUAAUGGCCCAUCCGGGAUUGGAAGAAUUCAACAAGGUGUAUGCACCAUUACCGAUGUGGCCUUGGAGUGACGAUCCUGUCUUACGUCGUGUGGGUGAACAUAUGUUAGUCGAUGCUAGGGAGCUACCUGAGGCAUGUCGAAAACUCGUAGUAGAUGUUUGCGAUAUCUCGAACGAUGAAUACAACCAGCUCGUUCGUGGAUGGAGAGACGACGUCGGGAAACCUGGAGUGACCUCUUUGUUCCCCGUAUGGCACAAUUGGGCAUUCAAAGCUGAAUGA